AUGCAAUUGACGAUCAUCUUCUCACUCUACUUCUUCUAUAGGGCACUGGGCUCUGCUGUCCUUACCGGCUCAUUGAUCUUCUCUCUGUGGCCCUCGGGAUCCGCCGGACACCAUGAUGCUCACGGAGAUGCUCACGGAGAUGCCCACGGGCACGACCAGGAGGCUGAGCAUGGAGAGAAGGCCGAAGACAAGGGAGAGGCUGAGAGUGAGCCUGCCGAGAGCAAGGGCCAGGAUUCCGCCGAGGCUGCGCCCAAGGAAGCCACCGAAGAGGAAAAGAAGGACGAGGGUGAAGCCAAGGAGGAGAAGAAGGAUGAUGAAUCCAAUGAGAAGAAGGACGAGAAGAAGGACGAGAAGAAGGACGAGAAGAAGGACGAGAAGAAGGACGAGCCCGAGGCGAAGGAAGAGCCUAAGGAGGAGAAGGACGACUCUAAGUCUACCAAGGAUGAGUCUGCCGAUGAAUCCAAGGAGGAGCCCAAGAAGGACGAUUCCAAGCAGGAAGAGUCCAAGGAAGAAGCCAAGGGCGAGAAGAGCGACGAGUCGAAGGAGUAA
Messenger RNA from Penicillium olsonii, 549 nucleotides. The record is from the annotation of a GenBank genome assembly. NCBI's taxonomy places the organism in Eukaryota, Fungi, Ascomycota, Eurotiomycetes, Eurotiales, Aspergillaceae.